Molecule: messenger RNA, 1632 nt
Organism: Xyrauchen texanus (razorback sucker)
Lineage: Eukaryota; Metazoa; Chordata; Actinopteri; Cypriniformes; Catostomidae
Product: G-protein coupled receptor 20-like
Exons: 2
Coding region: 226-1308 (360 amino acids)
Biological process (GO): positive regulation of Rho protein signal transduction; phospholipase C-activating G protein-coupled receptor signaling pathway
Cellular component (GO): membrane
Molecular function (GO): G protein-coupled receptor activity
Source: RefSeq, a predicted model, not a curated record
GUGACAUGCAGCCCCAUACAGAAGAGAACAGCAUCAAAAAAGAGUGGUGGAGAAAUGUUCUGCCUCUUCAAGGUGAAGAUGUUCAGCAUGUUUAUAGCACAUUGAAUUCUUUUUUCACCAUUAAUGGGUCCACAACAAAAGCUUUGAUUACAUCACCGGGGAAAGACUUUUCCAAACUUGAACAACAUCUCUCUCUUUUACAUGUGAAGAUCCAGCCCCAAAACCAUGGAGAUGACCCAGCUGGAGGGGUCAUCGAAUGUAAACCUCACAUCAACAUCAAUCCCUCCCGUAACAACCAACACUUCUCCACCAUAUAGUGAACCUUAUUUACACAGAUUUGUCCACCUGGAUGAAGGCCUCUAUAAUGAUUUUUACAGCCUGUGGAUUGCUCUGGUGGUCAUCAACACCCUCAUCUUUAUGGUAGGGAUGACCCUCAACAGUCUGGCCUUGUAUGUCUUCUGCAUCAGGACUAAACCAAAAACUACACCAGUCAUCUACACCAUUAACCUGGUAGUGACAGAUCUGCUGGUCAACCUCUCCCUUCCAACUCGUAUCAUAUUGUACUGCAGUGGGGGGAAGUGUCUCAACUGUACCUAUUUGCACAUAUUCAGCUACUUUGUCAACAUGUACUGUAGUAUCCUCUUUCUUACUAGCAUCUGUGUGGAUCGCUACUUGGCCAUCGUACAAGUGGAGGCCUCACGGAACUGGAGAAGCCCCAAUGUGGCCAAAUUGGUGUGUGUCUGCAUUUGGCUGUUUGCCAUCAUUGUGACUUACUCAUUUCUCACAAUGGCUUUUAAACACUCAGCCUACUGCCUCUCCAAACUCUUUGUGUUGACCAUAUUUGAGUUCUUCCUGCCAAUGGUGAUCAUUGUAGUGUUUACUAUUAGAAUCAUGUGUGCCCUAUCAAGCCCAGGCCUUAUGCAGCAAAGCCGCGACAGACGCAUGAAAGCCGUACAGCUGCUCUCAACAGUGCUGGUGAUCUUCACCGUCUGCUUCACGCCAUUUCAUGUCCGUCAGGUUCUGGUCUACUUCCAUCCUGACCUGCCCCAUCAUGUGAUCAUGUACCAUGUGACCGUCACUCUCAGCAGCCUAAACAGCUGUUUGGAUCCUGUGGUCUACUGUUUCAUCACCACUAACUUUAAGUCAACCAUGAAGAGAUUUUCCAGGAAGACCGAAAAAGAGCAGACAAGUGGCGACAUUAUCAGUGUAAAAAAAAGUUCUAAGGGUUCAGGCACAGUGAUUGCUAUUGCUCAUAGUAUGAUAAGGAUAAACAUAAGCCCUGCCCAGCAGGAAAGCCAACCAGCAUAAAGGAUUGUAGCAGAUACAGUAGUGGCCUGUACAGUAUUUAAAUGGUUGCCAUUACCAUGUUAUACUAAGGCAAAACCACUGACACAGAUGGACGUUUAGAUUAAUUUGAGUUCCUUUAUGAACUGUAAAUAUCUAAACGUGGUAAUUAAGUGAUUUUACAUGCUGAAUUUGCACUCGCUUUCAAAUGUGCCGCAGUUAUACUACUGUACGUUCAUCAACGUUACACUAAAAAGCGAAGUAACAAUGCUAAAAUAAUAGCAUUCCACAACAUUUUAAAGCUUGUGAUUUUAGAGCAUAGGUAACUGUAAAAUAGUGGUAACCUGU